Molecule: messenger RNA, 465 nt
Organism: Pyricularia pennisetigena
Lineage: Eukaryota; Fungi; Ascomycota; Sordariomycetes; Magnaporthales; Pyriculariaceae
Exons: 2
Coding region: 1-465 (154 amino acids)
Biological process (GO): modification-dependent protein catabolic process; protein ubiquitination; translation
Cellular component (GO): ribosome; cytoplasm; nucleus
Molecular function (GO): protein tag activity; structural constituent of ribosome; ubiquitin protein ligase binding
Source: RefSeq, a predicted model, not a curated record
AUGCAGAUCUUCGUCAAGACCCUCACGGGCAAGACUAUCACCCUUGAGGUGGAGUCGAGCGACACCAUCGACAAUGUCAAGUCCAAGAUCCAGGACAAGGAGGGUAUCCCCCCGGACCAGCAGCGCUUGAUCUUUGCCGGCAAGCAGCUCGAGGACGGCAGGACCCUGUCCGACUACAACAUCCAGAAGGAGAGCACCCUCCACCUCGUGCUGCGUCUGCGUGGUGGUGGUAAGAAGAGGAAGAAGAAGGUCUACACCACCCCCAAGAAGAUCAAGCACAAGCGCAAGAAGACCAAGUUGGCUGUGCUCAAGUACUACAAGGUCGACGGUGACGGCAAGAUCGAGCGCCUCCGCCGCGAGUGCCCCAACGAGACUUGCGGUGCCGGUAUCUUCAUGGCUGCCAUGCAGGACCGCCAGUACUGCGGCCGUUGCCACCUGACCUACGUCUUCGACAAGAAGGACUAA